Anopheles aquasalis is the source of this 3911-nucleotide messenger RNA. RefSeq names its product Spaetzle domain-containing protein 4 (gene spz4). Gene Ontology annotation, cellular component: extracellular region. The record is from RefSeq and is a predicted model, not a curated record. Lineage: Eukaryota; Metazoa; Arthropoda; Insecta; Diptera; Culicidae. Gene Ontology annotation, biological process: innate immune response; central nervous system formation. Gene Ontology annotation, molecular function: growth factor activity; Toll binding.
UUCGUAGAGCUUUUAUUAAGUUACAACAGGCAGCGCCAUCUGUGAAAUAGAGCUUAAAGCUGACCAUGAGAGCUUCAGGAGAGCUUUCUUAAAAGGAGUCAAACUGCCAGUUAGGGAGGCAGCUAGCGUGAUUGCGAUCUCGUUUUUAUGUUGCGAUAUGUUCCAUGCGGCCCCCAAAGAUGAUACCACCCGAUUAUCUAACUUAAUCCUACAGCAAACUGUAGUUAAACACCCCAAAACGUCGACGAUCACCCAAGAGAACAUCGCUACUUUCUCCGGGGUGUAUAUGAUGAUGGUGGAAUUAGUAGGCGUGCAAGGGAAAAAUGUUAGCAAAAAAAAAUAAGCCAAGUAAAAGUCCCAACUUACAUACUGACAAACUCGCGCGCGACGAGCGAUCGACGAAAGGUGUGCGCUGCGGAGAGCUUUGGGAGAUCCACCGAUGGGCAGAGCAGCACCAACAACAGCACCAGCAACGGAAUACUACUGACCUACUAAAAAGAAAGUCUCUCUCUCUCGCGUACGCGGCGCUCCUCACGCCAACCAGCAGCUGGCUGGAGACCCGCUGGAUGUAGGGGAAGUCAGCUCGGCUACGGCAUUGAACUAAGUGCGGCUACUUUUUGGCUCGUUCUUCAUAGAAAUGGUUUCCCAAUUCUCGAUCACGAAUGGCUCGCCCGAAACUACCCAUUGUCGUGGCGCCAAUCGCCCCAAAACCGUGCAAAGAUAUUAGAAAUCUUUGAAUAUGUGCUCACGCGGCGCUGUCGGUUUUACCCUUUCUUCCCCUUUGUUUGCUCUGCUUUCUCUCUCGUUCCGCGAUCGCGACGCGCACGUUGUGGUGCGGUGCUGCACGAGCAGCAGCAGCAGCAGCAGCAACAGCAGCGGAUAUUUCCGAGUAGUAGAGAUCCCUUCUCCGGUGGCGAUCGCAUCGCGGUGCCCGCCUUUGGAGUUGGGGUUGACUGACGACGAUUUCCCGACCGUGGGGUCCACGGUUCGCGCAGCUAGUUCCACUUUAACUACCGAGCAGCGAACACGCGCGAGACUUAUCCCGCCGCCCGCUCAUUCAAGUCACACGUUACCGCGGAAUUUUGCGUGAUCGUGAUCGUACUUCCCGAGUACUCUGCUCUCUCUCUCUCUCUCUCUCUCGCAUAGAGUGGUGAUCGAUUUUUCAAACCCCAAAAUGUCAACUAAAUUUCCAUCGCAUAAAUUACAGCACGCCAAUUGCCCUGAUACAAACAUGGGAAAUGUUUUUACAACAUAACUAAACCACGACAGCGUAGAGAAAGUCCUCGGAACACACCUCGGGGAGUGGUGGGGGGGGACCACCUUUCCAAGUGAUAACGAAGAUCGGUGCAGCGGUGAUGUGGAUACUUCCGCCGUAGGUGAACAACACAACCACCGCGACGCCUGAGGGAGUGGUGUUAAUGAAUCAUUACUCUAAUUGUGGCCGUUUAAGGCACAUAUCGGGACGUGUGAUCGUUGACCAUCCGUCGAUCGUCGUGGGGUAUCGUGUGACCAAAGAAGGCAACCGACAUACACGGCACAUUGUGCGAAGAAAGUGUCCCAUUAGUGCUCCGAAAAAGGGGAAAACUUGCAGUAGCACCAGGUUGGACCAAGAGCAAAAAAAAGGUGCCACCAGUGCCCGGUGAAUGAUAGGAGAUAGUGGGCUGCUACUUGGCGGCAGGGAAGGGAUUAUCUGCCAGGAACAGCAGCAGCAGCAGCAGCAGCAGCAGAAACCGGAAGACGCACCCCAGGUGCGGUGCCACCCAGCUGUCGUGUGACAACUUUGCCUAGCCAGGCGGUGCAAACCGGGACGAACGGGACUUGUGCAGAUAAUGUGCAACGAUCAAACGAGCGCCUGUGUGCCUGAUUGAACAAUUCGCGUGAGGUUGAGCGACAAGCACAUCGAGAAGGGAUAGCGAGUCACAACAGGUGGCUAUUUGGUGGUUUCCAUUAGCGGAAAACGAUACCAAAGUAACCAGAAACUGUACUGAUCGUGAAUGAUCGUGCAACGAUAGCUUCACAGAGUUUGGCAAACGAGGCAGCAACCACAAUCCAGAAUUGCCAUGGAGAUCCACCGCAUGCUACGACCACAUAACAAGCAAAUAUGGAGGUUGCUGGUGCAUGUCGUUAUGCUUUGCUUCUUGAUGUUUGGCCCGGUGGCAACCGAAAGUUACGGAUACGAUUCUGCUUCAUCGUGUGAUCCGACGAGAGCGUCACGCCGGGGACGCUCGCAAUUGCUCAAGACCAUCCCGUGUGAUCUGAGUGUCCAGGCGUACUGUAACCUGCCCGGAUCUGCCUAUCCCUGGCAUGCGGUGCGCCGGUUUGUGCACGAAAACCAGGGCCUGAUGCGCCGGAUGUACGGUGACGUGCGCCAUAUCUCCGUGCUGAAGGAGGAAUUCGAAAACAACGAGAUCGACAUCGAUGACAUCGAUCGUGCGGCCGAACGGUACUCGCAGCGUCCACUAGACGGCAAGCGGCGGGCGGACGGAGCCAAACGGAUGAAAUAUCUUCGACCAUCUACUGCUUCCCACUACGCCGAAACCGGAGGGGCACACUAUCUGCGUGACAAAAACAACGAGAUCUUGUACAACGAGCCACACUUCCGGCCAGCUCAACAGAAGACCACCUCUACAACGACGACAGCAACAACGACGACGACGACGACAACUGGGACACCAGCAACGACAACGACAACCACCACGAAACCGGCAAUGACGACGACGACGACGACCGCAAGGAGUACGGCCUCUUACACAACCGGUGAAUCACCACCACCGCUGAGCAAUCUGACCACCACUGAGCCAAAUGCUUCUUCAACGGAGCGAUCUGUUCCACUGGUAACUGAAGACAAACAAUCUUCAAGUGAUAGUCAUAGACAGACCAGUACUGUGACUCCUUCCAGCACUAUCUCAACUUCAGAGAAAGCGCUUGAUACUAAAGAUGUCCUUAUCAAAACUGUCGACCGUCUGCCAACCAACAUGACCACUUAUUCUAAGGAAGAUCCUCCGUCUCCACUGACCUCUCCCGAGUCUAGAGAACCGGAAGCGGAGAAAAUAUCGUCGACACUGCGGUUGGCUGUUACGGCGAUCAAGUCACCGUUAGUGGAGCUCAAGCUUGCUGAUGCCACUACCGAAAGCGACGCAAGCACCGUACUGGAGUCCACCAUCGUAACUAAUCCAAAUGAUCGCCAGGUUGUGGAUCUCACGGAUGGUUCGGGAAAGUUUGAUGGAGAAGGAUUGGGAGUGGUUGCCAUUGAGGCCAGCAGUAAGAAUGCAGCCGAUACAACGGUUCAACCGGAUCUAGAGAGUAGCACUACGACUACACAGCAGCAGCACCAGCAGCAGCAGCAGCAGCAGAAGAUUCGUUUCGAAAGCAUUAAGCCACAUACUGCUGCCUCAGCCAAGAAGCCAGUUGCCGAGGGCCAACUGUUCCAGGACACGGCUCAAAAGGAAACCCCAGCGCUGAAUAUGCGUGGAGUUAAUGCAUGCCCGGUAAAGGAGGAAGUGGUGGCACCGUUCUGGGCCAAUAACACCCGUGGCGAGGUCCUGGCUUUGCUCAAUCUGUAUCCCUUUGAGCAGUACGUUCACUGGGAAAAGUGUACGCACGAGUUGAAGCAGAUGUACUGCCGGGAAGGAUGCCGGUGCGAGCAGCAGUAUCGUCUGCACCGAUUGUUGGCCUACGAUCCGCACAACGAGUGUCGUGGGAUCUUCUCCGACUGGUUCCGGUUUCCGUCGUGUUGCAUCUGCAAAUGCUACGAUAUGCCGUUCGAUGUUCGCGUCACCUCCCGUAGCCCUCGAUCGCUAACGAAGGAAUCGAUCGAGCAGAUCGAGGGUGAUCUACAGAAUGCCAUCUACGAGCACGCCACCGAUGAGUGGUAUCGACCGAAGGAUACCGAGGACGAGGAUCACGAGUAA